Cryptomeria japonica (Japanese cedar) is the source of this 567-nucleotide messenger RNA. RefSeq lists its product as uncharacterized. The record is from RefSeq and is a predicted model, not a curated record. The transcript has 4 exons. Lineage: Eukaryota; Viridiplantae; Streptophyta; Pinopsida; Cupressales; Cupressaceae. Bases 1 to 567 code for a protein of 188 amino acids.
AUGACGGGCAAUAACAACAGCUUUAGAAGAGGGCCGAACUUGGCAAGUGGGGAAGGGGGAGGCCGCACGGCAUUUGUUAUUGUUGCAGGUAGCGGCAGUGGCGGAGGAAGUGGAGGAGUCAGUGGUGAGGAGGGCGCAGCCCCCAUAGUGGAGUCGUUGGCGCCUCUGUGGUCCGUGCCUGUAGCGGCGCCCGCGGCAUCUCUGUGGAACACGGCCCACAGGGAGCCUGUGCCGCCCGGCGAGCCCGUGGAAGCCCUAGGCUCCAGGGUUGCAGGUACUAAGACAUUCAUUCCUCUCGAGCAACCGGGUGCGAGCUCCCCUGGCUUACAGGAUUCAAAUUCGAGCGGGAAUUCUGGAUCGACAUCAGGACAACAUGCGGCAGAUGAUUCAGAGAUUCCUGCGGAAGGAGAAGGUUCAAAUGGUAAGGACCCCGAUGAUCCCAUGAACUUGGGGGACCCAGGGGGAGGAACAACACCACAUGAAGAGCAGUUAGCACUAGAGAGUGGGAAAGGGCAGGUUCAAACUUCAAAAAUAGAAGAUGGCAACUCGGAAGGAGCCCAAGGAUAG